Molecule: messenger RNA, 6714 nt
Organism: Balaenoptera ricei (Rice's whale)
Lineage: Eukaryota; Metazoa; Chordata; Mammalia; Artiodactyla; Balaenopteridae
Gene: ARHGAP28
Product: Rho GTPase activating protein 28
Exons: 19
Coding region: 307-2643 (778 amino acids)
Biological process (GO): negative regulation of stress fiber assembly; signal transduction; regulation of small GTPase mediated signal transduction
Cellular component (GO): cytoplasm
Molecular function (GO): GTPase activator activity
Source: RefSeq, a predicted model, not a curated record
AACUUUACUAGAGCAGCCAGCCCGAGCCCCUAAGCAUCGCGGCGGGUUUCCAGUUUCCUAGACGCAGGGAUCCCACACCCCACUUCCCCGGUCCCCGGCCUCCUGCACCCCGACGCCCCGCCUCGCCCUCCCCGCCCCACCCCAGGGGGGUUGGUGGGCGUGUAUUUGAAUCCGGGCUAAUCGGCGGCCGGCGGGCGGGGCGGCCUGCCAGCGCCCCUGAGAGCCCAGCGGCGGGAGGAGCCCCUCUGCCCUGGGAGCCGGACGGGCCGCGCCUCCCCGCCGGUGACCGGUCCGGUGCGCUGGCCCAUGCUGGUCCCCGCCUUUGUUCUCGGGCCGGAGCGGAGACAUGCGCGGCUGACGAUGGAAGUAGAGGACUCGGGCGGCGUGGUGCUGACCGCCUACCACUCGUACGCGCGCCCCCAGCCGCCCAGCUCAGAGCCGCGCUGCGCGCCCCGGGCCGCCGCCAGCCACCCAGGCAGCAGAAAAUCCAUUUCUCGCUGCCGAAGAAUUAGCAGGAUGCUCUCCAAUGAAUCCUUACAAUCCCCGGCAUUCAGCCGCUCCAACUCUCAAGCCUCCAUAGACAGCGCCUCCAUGGAGGAUUUCUGGCGGGAAAUAGAAAGUAUCAAAGAGAACAGCCUGGGAGUUCAGGAAGAGCAGACGCCAGCUGAGGCCAAGCCCCUGGAUGAAGGAGAACUUGAAGCAGAGUGGUUGCAAGAUGUAGGUUUAUCAACCCUGAUCUCGGGUGAUGAAGAGGAGGAUGGCAAAGCCUUGCUCUCUACUUUGACUCGAACCCAAGCAGCUGCAGUGAAGAAGAGAUACAAUACUUACACUCAAACCAUGAGAAAAAAGAACAAGCAAUCUGUCAGGGAUGUCAGAGACAUCUUUGGAGUCAGUGAAUCUCCUCCAGAUGAUUUUUGUUGUAUCCCAGCUCCUCUUUUGGAUGUGAACCCAGAUGAAGAAGGGAUGCCAGCAGUUCCCUGCAGAAAUGGUCAACUGCCAGGCGAUACCUGUGACAACCAUCCUAGUCAGUUGGGCGGCACCCAGGAGGAAAAAGAGCUGCCGGGAGUUAUCAAAACAAGUGGUUCCUUGCCAGAUGAUGCUUCUUUCAACAUUACUACCCUGUCAGAUGGGUCCCAAGAUGAAGAAGGGAGUUUUGCCGUUCCCAGGAGUGGCUCCAUGUCUGUCCUGGAGACUAUUCCAGAUGUGCCAGCUCAUUCCAAUGGCUCAGCAGACCCUGGACAGUCAGUGCAGAAUGCAGUGAGUGAUGAUGAAUAUCUGGAAAAGGACAUUCCACUACAAGCUGAAGAGCUGUCCUUUGAAGUAUCUUAUUCAGAAAUGGUUACAGAGGCUCCAAAAAGAAAUAAAUUUAAGAAGUCAGAUUUUAAGAAAGAAGACUAUGUUUUACCUAAAUUCAUUGUUCAGAAAACCAGAUUGGGCCUAACUGAAGCAGGAGAUCUGUCUGCUGAAGACAUGAAGAAAAUCCGCCAUCUCUCUCUGAUUGAAUUGACGGCCUUUUUUGAUGCCUUUCGUAUUCAACUGAAAAGAAACAAAACGGAGAAAGUAAAAGGACGAGACAGUGGGAUUUUUGGAGUUCCUCUUACAGUCCUGCUGGAAAAUGACCGAAGGAAAGAUGCUGGAGUGAAAGUUCCCCUUGUGUUACAAAAAUUCUUUCAGAAAGUUGAAGAAUCGGGUCUGGAAUCUGAAGGGAUUUUUCGACUUUCAGGAUGUACUGCCAAAGUCAAGCAAUACCGUGAAGAACUGGAUGCCAAGUUUAAUGCUGAUAAGUUUAAAUGGGAGAAAAUGUGCCACAGAGAAGCUGCAGUAAUGUUGAAAGCAUUUUUCAGAGAACUACCCACCUCUCUCUUCCCUGUGGAAUAUAUACCUGCUUUCAUCACUCUAAUGGAAGGAGGGCCUCACAUCAAAGUACAGUUUCAAGCCUUACACCUCAUGAUCAUGGCACUGCCUGAGGCCAACAGGGACACAGCCCAGGCCCUCAUGACAUUCUUCAAUAAAGUCAUUGCCAACGAAUCAAAAAACCGAAUGAGUAUAUGGAACAUUUCUACUAUAAUGGCACCAAAUCUUUUCUUCAGUAGAAGCAAACAUUCUGACUGUGAAGAAUUACUCUUAGCAAAUACCGCUGCCCACAUCAUCCGCUUGAUGCUAAAGUACCAGCAGAUGUUGUGGAAGGUUCCAUCUUUCUUAAUCGCUCAAGUCAGAAGAAUGAAUGAAGCCACCAUGUUGUUAAAGAAACAGCUCCCAAGUGUCAAAAAGCUGCUAAGGAGGAAGACCAUAGAACGAGGGGUUACAAGCCCCAAAACUUCAAAGGUACUACAAAAAUCACCCUCUACAAGAAGAAUGUCUGACGUGCCGGAGGGAGUCAUAAGGAUCCACGCGCCCCUUCUCUCCAAGGUGUCCAUGGCCAUUCAACUCAACAGUCAAACCAAAGCCAAAGACAUAUUGGCGAAAUUUCAAUAUGAGAACAGUCAUGGUUCAUCGGAAGGCGUUAAGAUUCAGAACCAAAGGUUGUAUGAAAUUGGAGGUAAUAUAGGACAGCACUGCUUGGAUCCAGAGGCUUAUAUAUUGGAUGUAUAUCAUGUAAAUCCCCAGGCAGAAUGGGUGAUUAAACCCCAACCAAGUGUUUGAAAUACCCCCCAAGAUGGCAGCUAUCAUGUAUUACAUGCCAAGAAGUCCUACAUUUGGUAGGGAAAAAACAAGACUGCUUUUGACAUGUUUGUUCCUAGAACCCUCUUGGUGUUUCUCAGCCCAACUGGUGUCUCCCACUGGUGUCAGCACGAAUUGUGGAAGAGGAGCUGGUUGACCAUUUGAGCUGAAGCUUUCUCAUGAUGGUUCUUUGAUAAGAGUGAAGGAAAGAGGAUGUGAUCCUUCCAGAAGAAAGGCCAAUAUAGAAUAUGGAACUCUAAUCAUUUCUAACACUUUGACUUCACAGCAGAAAUGAACUUGGUCCUCUACCUGGGGAUAAGAAGCACUUCUUGAUGUAGCAAAUGCUACCAAACACAAGAGGUGGAAAAGACUUUUUUUUUUAUACUUAUGUUAUAUAUAUAUAGACCUUUUUGAACAAGGAUGCCAGAAAUAACAAAAAUUUCUGCUCUGAAAAAUAAUUUAGAUCUACUUUCCAAAGAGAAUCAGUUUCCAGAGUCACACAAACAAUGUUUAUGCUCUGACUUGCUCCUGAAUUGGAGGAGGAGAACCUUCUAUUUAAAAACCACUGUGUUGUUAUGUAUGCUGUACUGUAUUGUGGCUGUCUGCAUUCUGGUGCAGAUGAACAUUUCCCUAUCAUGGGCUAUUGAAAACUGAUAUUUUUAAAGCUUGUUCUCUUAUGAGCACAGGUCCCCAUAGUUAAGGUUAGGUUGACAAAGGCUGUUCUUGUGCUUCCAUAACCUUCGGUGUAGUCAGUGGUCACAGGGCCCCUAUUUCCUCAUCAUGAUUAUGGUGCUCAGUGAAUAGCUUUCCAUGUGCCAGGCACAGAUUUCCUUUCCUCAUCAAACAUAUCAUUUUUUAUAUUUCACAGCUGUAGAGAAUCACUUCUGCAGCCCCAGUUUUAAACUGCAGAACUGCCUUUGUCCAACUGCUCUUUCUUCAAGAGUGCUGAAAAAUACUGUUAUAUCCAGAUUUUAUAUGCUGUAAAAACAGGUUUUGUUUCUGUUCAUCAAUCAUAGACUUGGCCAAGCACUGUGGAUUAGCAUCAGGCUUUAAAAUCAGAUGAAUGUUUGGUGAGCUGAAAACUGCCUCCCUAUCAAGAUCCCGCGGAGCCAUUUUCCAGACCUGCAGUUGGUGAGAAAGCACAAUUCAUGAUUCUAAUUGAGAGCAAAUCUGAAAUUUGCUGGGGGUUCCAACAGCCCUGCCUUUCAUUUGGAGACUGCAGUAUAGUCGUUCUAGGGUUGGUUAGAAAUGGGGACAGAGGUCUCAUUUAUCCCAUGUGUGUGCUUUGGAUUAGAAUCUACUAAUUAGAUUGAGAUUUUGAUGAAUUUACACCAGUUUUAAUGAGAUUUAACUCCCAAAUGACUCUCUCUUGCAAGUCAAACAAUAGACAAAGUUGCUCACCAAUGCAGAAUACAUUUAAUCUACUUACCAAGUCUCAAAACAAAAUGUGAUAAUAAUUUAAGCCUAUAUUAUAGAAGAAAUCUUUUACAUGCUCAUUAUGCCUUGAUAUCUAUAAAAACAUAAUUUAUAUUCAACAUGUAGAUAAUUGCAUUUCUGGCCAUUAGAAUUUUGUUAUAUUUUUAUAGAAAACUCAAAUAUCCAUUCAUUUUAUUUGCUUAUUUGAGAAUUUUUUAUUUCCUUUGCCUGAAAACCCAUUAGAAGACAAACGUGUGUUCUGUUGGUUUAUAUUUAUUCCUACAUUUCAUCAGUUUUCAAUGUAUGGCUAAUUGACAGCAUGUGAGUUUACAUAAUGAACUUUGAGGGUCUGAGAAAAUGCCGUUAUCAUUUUUGCACAAUUCAAACAACAGGAGUAAACAUUUUACUUCAUGUAGUUGCAGAGGUCCAAGACAUAAGAUGGCUGUAAUUUAUGCCCACAUACAUGGAAGAUAUUCUUCAAAUUAGCUGCCUUACACUUCUGUGUAUGUAUUAAAACAAUGACUGAUUUUUCUCUCUGAAUUUCCUAUCAUUUGGAAUAUAUUCUGUUAUGUUUAGAAAAUUCACAGAUCUCUCCAUUUAAUUUUUUAUUUGGGAAUUUUUAUUUCUUUUGAUUGAAAACACAUUAGGACAGAUGCAUAAGUUCUAAAGGUUUUAAGAUUUACUUCAUUAGUCAUUAGUUUUAAAUAAAUGGCUAACAGAUGACAGAUUAAAAAAAAUUGUUGGGGCUUCCCUGGUGGCGCAGUGGUUGAGAAUCUGCCUGCUAAUGCAGGGAACACGGGUUCGAGCCCUGGUCUGGGAAGAUCCCACAUGCCGCGGAGCAACUAGCCCGUGAGCCACAAUUACUGAGCCUGCGCGUCUGGAGCCUGUGCUCCGCAACGAGAGGCCACGAUAGUGAGAGGCCAGCGCACCGCGAUGAAGGGUGGCACCCCACUUGCCACAACUGGAGAAAGCCCUCGCACAGAAAUGAAGACCCAACACAGCCAUAAAUAAAUAAAAAAUUUAAAAAAAAAAAAAAAAUUGUUUCUGAAUUUCUUAUCCACUUCUGUGUGGUUUUAGAUGUCAAAGGCUUAGCCCAGUCAAUAACUUUAAAUUAAUCACUUCAGUGCAUCCAAGGAUAUGUGACAACUUUCAAAUAACUAUAUGAUAUGGAAGCCCAUGUCAAUACCAAUAUCAUUGGAUAUAACCUGAAUUCUUAGUCAUCAAGUUAACAAACUGAUUAGAGAAGAAUUUCCCGUAGACACACAAACUAAUUUUUGUGUGGUUAAAGAAGUUCUUUUUACUAAUUUUUACUUUUCUUUUUUUUACUAAUCUUAUUCUUAAUGAAUAAUUUUAUUCUUAAUGAAUAAACAAACCCCUACGAUUAAAACUCAAAAUUGCUGGUCACCUAAGUGUUGAAAAAACUGUCUUUGCCUUAUGAAGAGUUGUUUUUUAAAAUAGUUACAGUAAUCUGUAAAAGUGAAUAGUGUAAAAGCAAACAUGAAUAGUAUAUCUGCAAACAAAAGAAGAGUCAGAUACUGGGCUUCUAAAUUCUUUUCUUGAUAGCUUCCCACCUCAUCUCUUCCCAAGCGCUCUUGGUGUACAGUUAGGAAAAUUAUACCUACGAAAACAUUAGAGAAAGUUAACGUUUUAGGAACAAUUAUUCAGAAAAAAAACCCUAGAAAAGGCUCAUUCUUUCCUCCAUUCUACAAAAGAAGAUCCCUUUGCUAAACAGCUCACUUGGGGAUAUGCUUCUUGGAGUCAUUGAACAAUGAGUUUAGUGAGUUCAAGGAGUGACCUUUGAACAAACUGGAAUAUUAAUCUCUUUACAAUGUAUAUACAAUAUAAACUACCUCACUUGUCUUUCUUGGGAGAAAAAAAUAACGGACGUUAACAAUUUUUGUUACAAACUGUUCCUGAAUCUUAUUAUUUAAGUCACUUCAGUUAGCUUUCAGUGUACAUUUAAUAAUAUACAUUUAAUGAUGUAAAAUAUUGUUAGCAAAAGCUUUAAAACCAAAUAAUCUGUAACUAUGAUGUGUGGUGUAGACGCUGAGAGAAUCCGUGUCCCUUAGUCAUUGUCUUGUGUGUUUAACUGUGCUGAGUCACAGGUUUUCAAAUGUAGGAAUUCACUUCAUCUUCUUUCAUGCAUUUUCAACCGCUUUCCCCACAUUGCACUUGACUGAAAAAGUAGUGUGAGAUUAAACUUCUUUCUAUCAAGCAUAUUUCAACUGUUUUUCAUAAAUGUAUCACAUGUCUGAAAGGAAUAUAUAUUACAGGAUUGAAUAGUUUCUGUUUUCUGACAGACACUUUCAACUGGUUUUUUUUUUUCAUAAAUAUGCCACUUAAUAAAAAAUAAUAUGGCAUGGAUUAAAAUGUUUCUUUCAAACAUUUUCAACAGUUGUACACACAUACACACACACCUUAAUUUAAAAAUAACAUCUUUUCUUUCAGGCAUUUUCCAACUUUUCUAAAACUAUGUGCUUUGAUUGAAAAAUCAUACUGUCACUAGGUUGCCAAUUUUUUAUGUUGUCUCCUAUCUCAAAAGUUAAUGUUCUUUCAUCCCAUAAUUUUCAUUGUAAAGUAUAAUAUGUAUGUUGCAUUUUAUCCAUAAAAAUAAAGAGGAAAAAACUAAAAACAUUA